AUGAGGUUGAGGGCGCCGGUACGGAUGAUGUCCGUAUCUGCGUCCAGAAUGAAUGCUGGCCCUGUGCUGCCAGCGGGCCGCAAGCCAAGUCGCUUUUUCCGCAACAUCAAGUGGCUUUUUGGCUUAACAAUUGGUGUAGGUGUGGGUUUCUGUGCUUAUCGCAUUCAGCAGCACCGGUUUCCUGCCGCCCAAGAGCCCGUCCCAGAGGGCAAGAAGCGCUUGCUCGUGCUUGGCUCAGGCUGGGGUUCGGUUUCGGUUUUGAAAAAUGUCGACUCUCGCGAGUACGACAUCACUGUGGUCUCACCGCGUAACUAUUUCCUGUUCACGCCUCUGCUGCCGUCAUGUACGACAGGGUGUAUUGAGCACCGCUCCAUCAUGGAGCCUAUUCGCUCUAUUAUUCGCGGAAAGAAGGCGGAGGCCAAGUUUGUUGAAGCAGAAGUGACCAAGAUUGACCCUUACAAUCGCACGGUGACCGUGUCGCAUCGCGCCAUGCAUGACAAUGUCAAGAGCGAGCAGAUUCCCGACCUAGUUGAGGAGAUGCCCUAUGACUACUUGGUUAUUGGUGUGGGCUCUGAGGUCUCGACCUACGGUAUUCCUGGCGUCCAAGAGUACGGCUGCUACUUGAAGGAGAUUGAGCACGCGCAGCAGAUUCGCAAGCGUAUUAUGGACUGUUUUGAGGCUGCGUCUUUCCCCGGUGUUGACCCUGAGACCCGCAAGCGACUGUUGACCACCGUUGUUGUUGGCGGUGGCCCAACUGGUGUCGAGUUUGCCGGUGAACUGCACGAUUUUUAUGUUGAGGAUCUUAAGGCUCUCGAGCCUAAUUUGAGAGACCAGGUAACUCUAACUUUGAUCGAAGCUUUGCCGAAUGUUUUGCCCUCGUUCUCCAAGCACCUUUGCGACUAUGCCGAAAAGACCCUGCUUGAUGAAAAGAUCAAUGUCUUGACCAAGACUGCAGUUAAGAAGGUGACCAGCGACACGAUCUAUGCUGAAAAGACUUUGCCCGAUGGACGCAAAGAGGAGGUCGUGAUCCCCUACGGUCUGUUUGUUUGGGCCGGUGGUAACUCAGCUCGCCCUAUCAUCAAGGAUCUAUUUUCUGUGAUUCCGGAGCAGGCAACCGCUCGCCGCGGGUUGCUCGUAGAUGAAUACUUGCAGGUGCUUGGUACUGACGGCGUAUGGGCCAUUGGAGACUGCACGUCGUCGCACUACGCGCCGACUGCGCAGGUUGCUGCCCAGCAAGGUUCUUACGUGGGCCGUCUUCUGAACCAGAUUGCAGAGCGAGACGACACCUUGGAUAAGGUUACUGUUCUCAAGAAGCAGCUCGACGACGGGUUGACCGACAAAAAGGUCGCGGCUAAUGAACUCCGUCACUGGGAACGUCGGUUGGAAAAGGCAUCGAAGCUGAAGCAGUUCCAGUACUCUCACCAGGGCUCGCUAGCUUACGUUGGCUCUGAGAAAGCGGUCGCCGAUCUGUCGUUCUGGGGCAAUGCCUUUGCAUCGGGCGGAACGUGGACGUUCAUGUUCUGGAGAUCUGCCUACUUGAGCAUGUGCUUCUCUAUCAGAAACCGUCUGCUUGUCAUGUUGGACUGGACCAAGGUUCGCCUUUUUGGUCGUGACGUCUCCCGCGAGUGA
Wickerhamiella sorbophila is the source of this 1629-nucleotide messenger RNA. Its product is annotated as External alternative NADH-ubiquinone oxidoreductase, mitochondrial. The transcript has a single exon. Bases 1 to 1629 code for a protein of 542 amino acids. Gene Ontology annotation, molecular function: NADH dehydrogenase activity. The record is from RefSeq and is a predicted model, not a curated record. Lineage: Eukaryota; Fungi; Ascomycota; Dipodascomycetes; Dipodascales; Trichomonascaceae.